AUGAGGUGCAUCAACUGCGGAAUAGGCGUACAAAGGCUGCAGAGGCGUCUUAUAUCCUCGCUUUCUGCACACCAUCAAACAAAACUUUCACGUUGGUUAACCAGCUCAAACCCAGCUUGUGGCGAGCUGUUGGGCUGUGGCGACCCCACGGACCUGACUGAGAGUCCGAUAAGUGUGACGGAAAAGUGGUUCAAACCCUUUGACAUCAUGACGUCAAUGGAUGGUUGUCAAACGUUGCCUAGAGAUUGUAAAUUUCGUCGUGAAUUGUCAACACGAGUUGGUGUAAUCGUUGGGAGUUGUCAUGCUCACUCAGGAGUCUCAUUGGCGGUGGCACGGGCACUGGGCCGCUCGGUUCCCUAUAAUAUGGUUGAGUUGGGCGGUGCUGGUGUACGUGUCAUGUUCGUGAACGGACGCCGCCUAUUGGGACUGGUCAACUCGAGACUGUCUAAAGUUGCUGUCCCUGAGGGGGCAAGUGGAAUCAGCGAGGGAUGUCGCGUGGUGUUCCACAGGGAUCAGUACUGGGACCGCUUCUGUGAACUAUCGAGCGGCGUCAGCGUGGCCUGUUAUGAUGACGACAGCCAGCGAGCGAUCGGGAUAGGCCUCCACGAGACUAUUAAGGGCGGACAGCGCUCUGGGAAUACGGGAUGA
Messenger RNA from Spodoptera exigua (beet armyworm), 648 nucleotides. NCBI's taxonomy places the organism in Eukaryota, Metazoa, Arthropoda, Insecta, Lepidoptera, Noctuidae. The record is from the annotation of a GenBank genome assembly.